Arabis nemorensis is the source of this 222-nucleotide messenger RNA. The record is from the annotation of a GenBank genome assembly. NCBI's taxonomy places the organism in Eukaryota, Viridiplantae, Streptophyta, Magnoliopsida, Brassicales, Brassicaceae.
AUGAAUUGCAGGCGAGAACUUGGUCAAAUAGUGAUAGCCAUGUUUUACAAAGUAGACCCAUCUGAUGUACGUAAGCAAACCGGAGAUUUUGGGAAGGUCUUCAGGAAAACGGCCGGUAAAACAAAGGAGGAAAUUAGGAGAUGGAGAGUAGCGUUGGCAGAAGUAGCCACAAUUGCUGGUUACCAUUCAAGCAACUGGUUAGAGUUUCUUCUUUGCUCAUAA